AUGUCGUGGUCAACCCUCCUGAACGACGUCACCUACCGCGACCGACCAAACAACAACGCCCCAAACACCACCUCCCCCUCCAACACAAUCACCACAGCGGACGCGCGCUCGCAAAUCUCGCGCGCGCGCUCCUACGCCUCCACGGCCGCCACGAGCGUCAGCAUAAGCGGCGACAUCUCCAGCCAGCUGCAUGGAGGCUACUCGCACCCGCUGGCGCGCGCCUGGCAAGCGGAGCGCCAGCUGACGAAAGCAAUGCUCAUGUGGCCGCUCUUCGUCACCGACAACCCGGACGAGGAAGAGAUUAUCCCCUCCCUCCCCGGGCAGAAAAGAGUCGGGCUCAAUAAGCUCGUUGCCCUGCUGCAGCCGCACAUUGCCCGCGGGCUCAAGUCCGUCAUCCUCUUCGGCGUCCCGCUCGCUCCGGGAUGCAAAGACGCCCUAGGCACCGCGGCAGAUGAUCCGCAGGGGCCCGUCAUAAGCGCCAUCCGCCUGCUCCGCCGCGCCUACCCGCGCCUCUUCAUCGCCGCCGACGUCUGCCUGUGCGAAUACACUUCCCACGGCCACUGCGGCAUCCUGCACGAAGACGGCAGCCUCAACAACGCCCUCUCCGUCGACCGCAUCUCCGACGUCGCCAUGGCGUACGCCGAAGCCGGCGCCCACUGCGUCGCCCCCUCCGACAUGAACGACGGCCGCAUCCGCGCCAUCAAGCUCAAGCUCAUCGAAGCGGGCAUCGCGCACCGCGUCAACCUAAUGAGCUACGCGGCCAAAUUCUCCGGCUGCCUGUACGGCCCCUUCCGCGACGCGGCGGGCUCCGCGCCCUCCUUCGGCGACAGGAGAUGCUACCAGCUCCCGCCUGGGGGCCGCGGAUUAGCCCGCCGCGCCAUCACGCGCGACAUUGCGGAAGGCGCGGAUAUCAUUCUCGUCAAGCCGGCGACGCAGUUCCUCGAUAUCAUUAGUGAUGCCAAGGAGAUUGCGAGGGAUAUGCCGAUUGCUGCGUACCAUGUUAGCGGCGAGUAUGCCAUGAUCCACGCGGCGGCGAAAGCCGGAGUGUUUGAUUUGAAGACAAUGGCUUUCGAGGCGACCGAGGGGAUUUUGCGCGCCGGCGCGAAUAUUGUCAUUUCCUACUUUACCCCGAACUUCUUGGAGUGGCUGGAGACGUGA
Molecule: messenger RNA, 1158 nt
Organism: Neohortaea acidophila
Lineage: Eukaryota; Fungi; Ascomycota; Dothideomycetes; Mycosphaerellales; Teratosphaeriaceae
Exons: 1
Coding region: 1-1158 (385 amino acids)
Biological process (GO): heme biosynthetic process
Cellular component (GO): cytosol
Molecular function (GO): zinc ion binding; porphobilinogen synthase activity
Source: RefSeq, a predicted model, not a curated record